UAUUUUUCGUUUUGCGGUUGCGAAAUCUGUGAUACGAUCCUGUGAGAUGAUUCCAUGCAAGAGAGCUAAUUCCAGCUAGCCUGUUACCACAGCUAGGCUAACUAACUAACCAAGCAGAAAACCAAUCCGACGGGAUAACUUGUUUCUUUGUUAUUAUCGAGAGUGACUAGUAGCUCAGUCAGAUCAGGUUCCAAAAUUAACAAAAAACCAACCAAAAUUGCAUACCCAGUUUGCAUCUGUGUUUGUGAGUGUGUGUGUGUGAGAGUGUGUGUGUGGCUAAAGUGCAUAAGUGUCGGUAUGCAUCUGUUUCUGUUUCAUGGAUGACAUGCAAUUUUUUAGGGCCACCUUACAAAAGAGUCUCCAUCAACUUGCUGGCCUUGUGUCUUGAUGCUGGCCAAGACUGUUGGCAUGUUGUUGUUGUUGUUAUUGCAGUUGUCAGCCGUGUCUGUUUGUCUGUCCUUUUUCUGGGAUUGGGAUUUUUUCUUAUUGGGCUAAGUGGCCGGUUUUUUGUUUUCUUGUUGAUGCCCUUGCCCAAGCUAGUAACUGAGGCAUCAAUAAGUGCCGUUUAAUGGGGUUUAAUUUCAAUAAAAUUACAAUACUUAAAGUUGGUUUUAUUCUCCACAUAUGCUCACGUUUGCCUUUACGGUGGUUUUUUGGAAACUACCCGGAAAGUCAUACCCACCAUACCCACCUGUCCGCCGUCGCUCGACUUGGCGCAAGCAGCGGCAGCGCUGCCUUCAUGCGCUUGUAUCGACGACAACGACGACGACGUCGACGAUCAGUUUCCUUUACGUCGAGUAUAACUUCAAGCCAAUUGCCCGCUUUCAAUUCAGUUGCCGCUGAGUAUUCAACUGAUUCAAUUCGAGAUUUUAAGAUUUUCUGACCAAAAAACAAAAAACAAAAGUGCAAAAAAGAAAGAUAAAAUAAAGAAGCCAAAAAACAUUUAUAAACAAGAAACCAAGUGUGAGGAACUGUACACAAAAUGGAGAUACUAAGAAGCGAUGCUGAUUGCGUGGAAUCUGAAAUUGCUAAAUUCUAUGCCAACAAAACAAUAUUGAUCACUGGAGCCACUGGAUUUAUGGGCAAAGUUCUUGUCGAGAAACUCUUACGCAGUUGUGGCGAUUUGAAUGCCAUCUAUCUAUUGAUCCGUACCAAAAAAGGGGUCGAUCCUAGUGUGAGGAGAGAGCAGUACUUCAAGUGUGUAAUCUUCAACAAACUGCUGGAAAAGAAUCCCGACGUCGUGGACAAGGUGCGCGUGGUAAAGGGCGAUUUGCUGGAGCCAGACCUUGGCCUGAGCCACAAUGACAUCAACACACUUGCUUCGAAUGUGGAGGUUGUAUUUCACUGUGCGGCUAAUGUUCGCUUUGACCAGCCACUGCGUCCCAUGGUUAUGAUGAAUGUGGUGGGCACACUGAAAGUGUUGCGUCUGGCUGAGAAAAUGAGCAAUCUGCAGGCCCUUGUCCAUGUCUCCACAUCGUAUUGCCAGUGCAAUGAGAGUGUGCUCGAAGAGCGUGCCUAUCCGGCGCCACAGAAUCCCUUCUCGAUCAUUGAGAUGGUAGAGACCAUGGAUGAUGCCGCCCUGGCGGAAAUAACACCCAAAUUACUAAACGGUUUGCCCAACACGUACGCUUACAGCAAGGCACUGUCCGAAGAUCUAAUUUGCAGAUACAACAACAAGCUACCCAUAAUCGUCACAAGGCCCUCGAUUGUAACGGCUGCCAUACAAGAACCACUGCCAGGAUGGAUUGAGGGCGUCAAUGGACCAACUGGCCUAAUGAUCGGUGCCGCCCGCGGUGUAAUACGUUCCAUGCAUUGCAAUCCGGACUACGCCUCCACAGUUAUACCAGUUGAUAAAGCCAUUAAUGGCAUGAUUGUGUGUGGGUAUCAUCGUGGCAAGGCCACCAUGGAGUCGAAGGGUCAAAAUCAAGUGGAUUUCUGCAAUCUAUGCAUCUCGAGCAAGGCGCUAAUGUCUUGGGGCGAAAGUAUUGAGACGGGACGACGAUUCUUCUACAAGACACCGCUUAGCUUUGCCCUCUGGUAUCCGGGUGGUUCGAUCAAAAAGAAUUAUUUCCAUCACAUGUUCUGCGUCAUAUUUUUCCACUAUCUGCCUGCAUAUUUUAUUGAUUUUUGGCUCUUCAUCUUUGGACAGAAGCCCUUCUUGGUUAAUGUCCAGCGUAAAGUGUCCGUGGGAUUAAAGUUACUGCAAUAUUACACAACAAAAGACUGGGAUUUUAGAAAUGAACGUUUUCAGGAGAUGAGCAGCAAGCUAAAUGCCACAGAUCAGGACUUAUUCGACACCUCGGUGGGUCAGGUGAACUGGGAGACCUACAUCAGCAAUUACAUUGUGGGCAUGCGUACCUACAUUCUGGGCGAAAGUGAUGACACUCUGCCCCAUGCGCGAAAAGUCCUGCGUCGUCUCUAUAUCCUGGAUUGUGUCAGCAAGAUUUUGUUAAUCGCUCUCACAUUUUGGUUCUUGUGGACCCAUUUAGAUGGAUUUUUAGAGAGAAGUGAUGCCUUCAUACGUUCUUCUUUGUAUAAUAUUUACAAUGAGCAAAAUACUACCACAUUACAUGCAUAAGUUUUCGCUUUUUUUCGUCUAAAUAAAUAAAUUUCA
This is a messenger RNA of Drosophila willistoni, 2614 nucleotides long. RefSeq names its product putative fatty acyl-CoA reductase CG5065. The transcript has 6 exons. Gene Ontology annotation, cellular component: peroxisome. Lineage: Eukaryota; Metazoa; Arthropoda; Insecta; Diptera; Drosophilidae. Gene Ontology annotation, biological process: long-chain fatty-acyl-CoA metabolic process. The coding region runs from base 983 to 2578 and encodes 531 amino acids. The record is from RefSeq and is a predicted model, not a curated record. Gene Ontology annotation, molecular function: alcohol-forming very long-chain fatty acyl-CoA reductase (NADP+) activity.